This is a messenger RNA of Electrophorus electricus (electric eel), 2252 nucleotides long. It is a transcript of the gene phactr3b, whose product is annotated as phosphatase and actin regulator 3b. NCBI's taxonomy places the organism in Eukaryota, Metazoa, Chordata, Actinopteri, Gymnotiformes, Gymnotidae. The record is from RefSeq and is a predicted model, not a curated record. Gene Ontology annotation, biological process: actin cytoskeleton organization. Gene Ontology annotation, molecular function: actin binding.
GGCCGAAGGGUGCCGUAAGCGCGCGGGAGGGACUUUGUGCGUCGAUUUGCAGACUGCGCUGCGUGUAGAGACGGAGAGUGCACUUUUGUUUGUGCUGCAGUUGUGUUUUUUUUUUUUUUUUUGCUCGGUCCUUGGACAAAAACGUGUAAAGCUUUUCCAAUGCGUCUUCUUUAUGGGGUUUUCCACGCCUAAACAUUACUGUCGGUGUGGCCGUAAGGUUUUCAGUUAAGGGACUUUCGAGAAGAAGCAGGGAACUUGGAGACGCAUUUGCGAAGCAACUGGAAAUGACACAUGUCAUGGAGCAGCAGAGAACGCUUCACUCCGGCUGUCUGGUGACAGGCAUGCGCACGCCCCCUGUCCGACGCAACAGCAAGCUGGCCAGCCUGGGGCGCAUCUUCAAGCCCUGGAAGUGGAGGAAGAAGAAGAGCGAGAAGUUGCGUCAGAGCUCUGCAGUCCUGGAGCGGAAAGCGGCAGCACGGCAGAGUCAUGACGAGGAACUGGCGAGGAAGGGCUCGGCAGAGUCAGGCAAAGGGCCGGUCUUGGCAUGUGAGGGAGGCUCGGAGGAGGCGUGUGCCCCCAUGCAGGAGUACUCUGACGGGGAGGAGAGGGAGGACAAGCCUCUGGCGCCGCUGGCCAGCACCACAGAGGACCUGGGGUCAGAUGAGGACAAUCCAUCCACAGUACAAGAUGCCACAGGGAACCUCGAGACCGCAGGGGAGUUCAGCCGCAGUGAGGAAGAGGAGGAUGAAGAGACCCUGUUCUCAGACCCCUCCGGGAAGGACAGUGUUGAUCCCACUGACGCUGUCCAGAGCCCAGAGAAGAUGAGGGCGGAGAUGAAGGCUGAAAUGAAGGCGGAACCGAAGGUGGAGCUGAAGGCGGAGCCAGCACUCAGAGGAACCCACACUCCUCCCCCCAAACUGCCCACAAAGCUCGUCCCCAGACUAGGCAGCCUGGACAGUUCCCAUUCCACUCACACGAGACCCGCCCCAGCCACUCUGCCCAGGAACUUCACUCUGCCCAAAGACACGCUGAGGGGCCGCAUGACUACUCCCACAGGCUCCCCACACCUGGGGACCAUGCACCCACCGCUGCCCCCUAGCUGCAUUAUUGAGGAACUGCACCGUGCGUUGGCCACAAAACACCAGCAGGACAGUUUCCAUGGCAAGGAGGUUCGCGGCUCGCCCAGGCAACGCCUGGACGGGCGGCAGCCGCGCGUCGCGAGCACGGAGGCGGAGCCGCUGGGUGGAGAGGUGGAGGAGAAGAAGGCUGGAGAGGAGAACAAGGAGAACAUGCGCCUGAACGAGUUCUACAGCGACCAGGACAGCUGGAACCAGUCGGUCAUCUCGGGGACGCUACCACGGCGAAUAAGGAAGGAGCUGCUGGCGGUGAAGUUGCGUAAUCGGCCCAGCAAGCAGGAACUGGAGGAGAGGAACAUCUUCCCUGCACGCAGUGACCAGGAACGCCAGGAGAUCCGUCAGCAAAUUGAGCUGAAACUGGCCAAGAGGCUGAGUCAGCGACCAGCUGUAGAAGAACUGGAAAGUCGGAACAUCCUCAAACAGAGGAAUGACCAGACAGAACAAGAGGAGAAGAGGGAAAUUAAACAGAGGCUGAACAGAAAGCUGAACCAGCGUCCCACGGUCGACGAGCUGCGUGACCGCAAGAUCCUCAUCCGCUUCAGCGACUACGUGGAAGUGGCCAAAGCUCAGGACUACGACAGACGAGCAGACAAGCCAUGGACUAGGCUGUCCGCCGCUGACAAGGCAGCAAUACGUAAAGAGCUAAAUGAGUUCAAGAGCAAUGAGAUGGAGGUGCACGCCUCGAGCAAGCACCUCACCAGGUUCCACCGGCCAUAGCAAGGUUUCUUCUGUGAAGAAAAUGCUGGACAUCAAAGGAAGCCCCUCAGGAGGAUCUUUCCUGUGCUCGCGCCUAGUUCCUGGUCCCUGGUUCUGUGCUCACACCUGGUUCCUGGUCCAAGGUGGGCCUGCUCUUCUGGGCAUUUGUGAACCUUGGAGGCUAUGUCUCUAUGUCUCUGGAGCUCAAGCCUGGAGUAACGAGGUUUUGCGCAUCUUUGAAACUCUGCUCAGCCAAGCUACACUUCUCGAUAAAUUUGUGUACCUGAUUUUAUUGAUUAUUUUUGGGGGGAGUUUUCGCUUCAGGAGAAGCGUAAUGAAGGAUGGAACACAAGCAACCCAGGCUGUAUUUUAACAGACUCUUUUUAAAAUGUUUGCUUUUCGAUGCCAAUAGUGGGGAUA